CGCUUGGAUGCGGCGGGGAUUCAGUCCUCCUGCUUUUUCCUUGUUUUCCCUAAACUAUUCCAAACAUAAGAUCUCCUAUUCGGAUCACCAAAUACAGCACUGAAGUAGACAGAUUUAUUGUGGACUUGAAGAUACCAGAUGUGAACAUGUAAACAUCUGGUUUGAAUCAAGGAUAGAGAUUUCAGGGUCCCUUUUCCUUUUCCCAAGUUUCCCAGUUUUACGCGGAGCAACUCGGAAAGCGGCUGUUUUUGGAAGAAGAAGAAGAGGAGGAGGAGGAGGAAAGAAGAAGAAGCUGUAUAAAAGUGCCUGGUAAUAACGCAACAAUGGUCAUGGUAUGGGAGUGACAUGACAGCUCAGGUGAACCUUGACAUUGUCUCCCUCUCUCUCCUAUACGUGCACGCUCACAUGCAAAAUGUGUCUGUCUCAUCUGAGAGACCAGUUGGAGUGAAUGAGGGACAGCACAAGUGCCACCAUGGACGAAUCGGCCCUGCUGGAUCUGCUUGAGUGCCCGGUGUGCCUAGAACGGCUGGACGCCACUGCCAAAGUACUGCCGUGCCAGCAUACCUUCUGCCGCCGCUGCCUGCUUGGCAUUGUUGGAUCUCGCGGUGAGCUGCGGUGUCCUGAAUGUCGCACGCUUGUGGAGAGUGGUGUGGACGAAUUGCCCAGCAACAUCCUCCUUGUCCGCCUGCUUGACGGCAUCAAGCAGCGACCCUGGCGACCAGGCACGGGUUGUACCAAUGGCUCGGCUGGAGGAGGGGUUAGAGAGCAUGCAAACCCAGGAACGCAGCCCCAAAGAGCUCAGACCAAAAGCACCGCUGUCAGGGGAGUACCCCAGCUCCCCUGCGCCAAGGCCUUGUACAACUACGAUGGCAAGGAACCCGGCGACCUCAAGUUCAGCAAGGGCGACAUCAUCAUACUGCGCCGGCAGGUGGAUGAGAACUGGUACCAUGGUGAAGUGGGCGGAGUUCACGGCUUCUUCCCGGCCAGUUUCGUGCAGGUGAUCAAGCCGCUCCCACAGCCGCCGCCGCAGUGCAAGGCCCUGUAUGACUUUGAGCUGAAGGAUAAGGAGGCAGACAAGGACUGCCUUCCCUUCUCAAAGGAUGACAUUCUGACAGUAAUUCGACGUGUGGACCAGAAUUGGGCGGAGGGAAUGCUGGGGGAUAAGAUCGGCAUCUUCCCUAUAUCCUAUGUAGAGUUUAACUCUGCUGCACGGCAGCUCAUCGAGCUCGACAAGGUGCCAGAUGACUCUGCUGAGGGCACUUCCUCCUCCUCGUCCUCAUCCUCCUCUUCCUCCUCCUCCUCAGGCCCCCAAGCCAACGGCUCACAAAAAGCGACAGGGGAGAAAAAGAACAGUAAGAAGCGCCACUCGUUUACCUCACUGACCAUGUCCCAUAAGCCAUGCCUGGCCCCGCCGCCACAGCGCCACUCUAUGGAGAUCAGUGGGCCCGUGCUCAUCAGCUCCUCGAACCCUACAGCAGCCGCACGCAUCGGAGAGCUCAGUGGCGGUUUGUCCUCCAGCGCCCCUUCCCAGGUUCACAUUUGCACAACAGGCCUCAUUGUCACUCCACCUCCAAGCAGUCCUGUAACAACAGCGACGGUUUUCACUUUUCCUCCAGAGACCAGCUAUGCCUCCAUCCCAGUGGACUCUUUGCCGCCUCCUCCACCUCCUCCCCCACAAUCCUCCUCUGUGGGUGCUGCGUCAUCGCUGAUCACAGGACAGAGGCCGUCCCCAACUGCAAGUGACCAGAGUGGACGUCAGAGGCCGACUGUGUAUGUUGCAAUGUUCCCAUACACACCCCGUAAGGAGGAUGAGCUGGAGCUGAGAAAGGGUGAGAUGUUCCUAGUGCUGGAGCGCUGUCAGGAUGGCUGGUUUAAAGGAACAUCCAUGCACACCGGCAAGAUCGGAGUUUUUCCUGGCAACUACAUGAGUCCUGUCAGCAGAACGGUGGCAAGCAGCAGUCAGCCCAAAGUGCCGUUAGCAAUGUGUUCGCAGGCUGGACGUGGCAUCACCAUAGUUAGCUCCUCGUCCUCGCCGAUUGGAGCUACCAUGAGUGGCGUUGACCCCAACAAGCCCCUCCCUAUUUGCACAGGCGCCACUCCUUCGAGCCCCAUUCCGGCUGCUGUAGUCACAGCAGCUCACAUGCCGCCUGGUCAGCAUCCCAAAGUGCUCAUGCAUGUGACUCCACAGAUGACGGUGAACCAGGCACGUAAUGCUGUGAGGACAGCAGCAUGCCACAAUCAGGACCGCCCAACUGCAGCCGUAACACCCAUCCAAUCCCAAAACGCCAUGGCUUUCCUGCCUCACCUGGCCGUGUGUCCGCAACCAUCAUCUGGCAGCGUUUCCGCCUUGAACCCUGCGUCGAGCAGAAUGGGAGUGGGUAUGGGCUGCGCCGCCACCUCACUUACCCCACCCAAUAUCAGCGCUGCUUCUUUGGAGGUCGAUGGCAUGAGAUCCACUGCCAUGGUGCCACUCCCGGUCGCUCCUGUUAACGGCAAGCCUCUCGGUGCCACCGCGGCAAAUCAGCCACCUCCUUGUAAAAUCGACAAAGACUGCAAGAGGGAGAAGAAAGGCUUGUUGAAACUGUUGUCAAAUAAAAAGAAACUCCGCCCCUCUCCUCCAUCUUCUCCGACUCCGGAGGCAGAACAAGCUAUUGCUGCAGACGUGCCUCAAGGAGCCAUGGCACCUGAAGUGCCUGUGCCUGGCUCAACUUCAUCAGUGGCCAGUGGAAACCAUUGUCGGACCGGGCCCUGUCCUGUGGAGGCUGAGACAACUGCAUCAUCAUCAAAUUCUGAUGCUGCACGCAGGAGUGGCUGUCAAGAAAACUCUGCCCCCAUUGCACCACCACCACGCCAACCAUGCUCCUCUCUCCUGUCCGUGCAGCAUGACGGACGACCAAUAGUGUGUGAGAGGUACCGUGUGGUGGUGUCUUACCCUCCACAGAGCGAGGCUGAGCUGGAGCUGAAGGAGGGCGACAUUGUGUUUGUGCACAAGAAGCGUGAGGAUGGCUGGUUCAAAGGCACGCUCCAGAGGAAUGGCCGGACAGGCCUCUUUCCCGGCAGCUUCGUCGACAGCAUCUGAUUCGAACACAUGCUUGCUAUCAGGCAAAAUUACACCAAGCUGUUGUGAGGCUGGCAGCUGCCGUUGCCUGGAAAGCUCCUGGCAAUGAUGGACAGAACGGAUGAGGAUCAGCAGUGUAUACGUGAGGGUGGAUCGAAGCACAAAUCAACCCAAUUUUUUUAAACGCAUCCCGGACGCCAUGAGGCUGUCACAGUCUCUUGGAGCAGAACAUACGUUUUCAGUUUUACACAAAUAUUUUAAAAUAAAAAAGCACAUAUAUCAAGCACAGCAUGAGACAACGCUCACUUGACUCGUCAUGUGAUAAUCUGUUAAUUUAUGUACCUGUAAACAUUUCAGAAUGGUUUUGAUGUGUGCCUUGUACGGCAUCAUGUUAUUGUAUAUAAGCAAACAGAGCUGAUCUAUGAGUGAACUGAGCAAAGCUGGAAAAUAUGAAUUUAUUAUACUCAAAAAAAAAAAAAAGGUAGUUUUCAUGGUAGGGUAUUAAUGGAUGAUUUAAUGUGAACUAUGAUUGCCUGCCCAUCAUGUGUUGCUGGUUUGUGUCGCUUGGUCAUCGGUGGACGGAGUCAGGUCAUCGCUGAUUACACUAUGCUUCAAGAGAGUGGAUGUUGGUCAGUGCCCAGUUAAACUACUGUUGAGCAUCCUGAAGAUAGAGUUGAACUUUAAUUUACUACUGAUUUUAAAAAUAAUAAUAAUAAUAAUGCUGAUAUUGGAAUUUGAUCCGGUGCCUAGAAAUAUACAUACAGAAAUUGAGAUCCCAUGCAUCAACAGUUUUGUGAAUUCAUGAGCAAAAAAAAAACCCCACAUGUUUAUUUCAUUUGGGUGGGUUAAUAAGCAAGCAGCAAAGUUGCGAUGGCUUGAUGCGCUCGAUGAAGUGUAGUGAACAUGAUCCAGUAUUGUAGAGUAAGGCGUGGGGAUGUAAUGAAUCUGCUGUAGAUUUUAUUCAGUAAUGGGGUUUAGAGGUAGUAGGGUUAAUGCUUCUUCUGACAUAACUUUUGAUAUUUAUAAAAAAAAAAAAAGAAAUGAAAAUACACUCCAUAGAAAGCAUCGGCGCGGUGGUGGUGUAGAUGUUUAACUCAAAUUGUACUAAUUAUAUUUCUAUAUAUUAAAGUAUGAUAGCUGCUGGCUCCUUUUUUAUUUUUUUGAUAUGAGAGUACGACUGACAGCUGAAUGAUUACUUGUCUUAUGUUGUGUCUGUGUAUUCCCGAUUAACAUCUGAUUUUAGUCUAUUGCACUCUGCCUAAAAAAGGAGAGGGAUUGACCUUUUUGAUCAAGGUGCAACAGAUGAGAGCUGCUCGACGUUCCAUGGGCCUCGAGUUCAGCGUCCUAACCAGGCCGCUUCAGUGUUCUUCAUUCUGGUCGUGUUUGCGUCACAGUUUUGUCUGUCGUGAUCAUUUCAGUCAUACAGGUCAUUUUAAAGCUCUCACAAGUUUGUGGUAUAAUCUUAGAUCUGUUGUGCAUCUUGUGCAAGGUGCUUGAUUGUGAGCAGAUUGUGAAACAUCAGUAUUAUACCACAAAUCCAUGGCUUAGUACUAUUUAUUACAGGUUGCAAGCUGCAUCUUUUUAUCACCCCGGCAUGCGCAAACAUGACUUCUGUUGUGUGCAUGUGUGGAGGGGGGGGGGGGUUCCCUCCAACCAUCCUGUUCUGCACGCAAGUCCACUAUCAUAUAAAGAAUGACUGACUGAUGUACUUACAGUAGUUAUUCUUUUUUCCAGAUGACUCAUCGACAUUUAUUGUUAAUGGGGUAUUUUUUAUUUUUUUUUUUUACUUUUGUAUCAUUAUCCAAAUCAGAAUGUCUUAUAUUUGUGACCAAACCCAUAUGCAGUUAGAAUUUGUCCCUUCUGUAGUUUCUGGAGAUAUUUCUACCUGAUUCAGUGUUUGAUCAUCAUUGAGAACUGUAGACACAACCUUUUGAUUUUGGUUAGUGAACAGUCAAGUUCAAGUGAUUCACAAAACACUGUUUACAAGUGUGUGCCCGUAUACACCCUCUGGUUAGCUCUCCCCCCCCCCCCCCCCCCUUCCCGUACACACUUACAGGAACCUCAAGUGCCUGUUCUGUGUUGUUGAGUUCACAUCUGUCAAAAAAAAAAGCAGAAGCUGACACACUAGUUUGCUCCAUAUCAUGUUUAUUUCUUCAUUCAUACACACCUUUUUUUAAAUUUUUUUUUAUAUCUAGAGCUGUGUAGGUAUUUCCUCAUUGUGCUAGACACAGCAAUUCUCAUGCCUUGUUAGAGAGACUCAAUACUAAACCUGACUUGAACACAUACUCAUGUGUAUGUCCCCCCCCCCAAUUAUUAAAAAACAAAAAACCUUUUUGUUACUGGUUUUCAUAUCUGCUUGACUGUAUGUCUCUUAGUGGUCAUGUUGAUCUCAUAUUCAGUACUAAAUCAUUGGAAGAA
Messenger RNA from Neoarius graeffei (lesser salmon catfish), 5476 nucleotides. It is a transcript of the gene sh3rf1, whose product is annotated as SH3 domain containing ring finger 1. Lineage: Eukaryota; Metazoa; Chordata; Actinopteri; Siluriformes; Ariidae. Bases 449 to 3079 code for a protein of 876 amino acids. The record is from RefSeq and is a predicted model, not a curated record. Gene Ontology annotation, molecular function: protein binding. The transcript is spliced from 12 exons.